AUGCAACUCAAGGAACUACGAGAAUUACCCAAUUCAUUAGUAACCCUAGUAGAAUUAAAUGAUAUAGGUAAACCUGUUACAGAUGAAUUUAUUGCUAGAACUAAAUUUGAUCACUUAAAUAUCUGUAUAGAGCAUAAUGAUGAAUUUGAAAGUAAUUUAAAGAGAUUUGUUCAAUUCAUGCAAGAUAAUCCUAAAAAAUUUGAAGAAGUUGAAGAUAUUGGAUAUCAUAUACAUUUUGCACCCGGACGGAAAUGGAAAGACUAUAAACAAUCAGAAAUUGAUCAAUAUAAGGAAUUUCUUGAUACUUUGGCUAAAGUUGGAGGUGAUAAAGUUACUCAUAGUUCUGUUGUAAAUAAGUAUGAUAUGGAUACAGUAUAUUUAACAGAAAAGAAUGAAUUAGCUAAAUUAGGUCAAGAGAUUCAAGAUGAUAUAUCACGAUGGAAAAAUUUGAAAGUAUUAGACUAUGGAGAAAGUAGUAUAAGAUUUUUACCAGGAGUUAAACUUCCAGAUAGUUUAGAAGUAUUAAAUAUAGGUGGUGGAUAUGCAUUAGAAACUUUGACAGGAUUUAAGAUACCACCAAAUUUAAGAACAUUAUUGGCUGGCCAAGGUUCUGUUCAUAAUAUAGAUAGUAUUAAAUUUCCAGAUAGUUUAGAACGUCUAGAACUUGAAGAUAAUAAGAUUUAUUUCUUAAAUUAUGCAGAAUUCCCAUCAACUUUAAAACAUCUUGAUAUAUCUCAAAAUAGAAUUGAAAGUUUAAGAGGAGUAGUUUUCCCAAAUAAUUUAACAUCUUUAAAUAUAGGAUUUAAUCCAAUUGAUUCAAUAAAAGGAGUUAAAUUUCCUGAUAAUUUAAGUCAUUUAGAAAUAUCUAAUAUACCAAAUGAAUCAAUGACAGGAGUAAAGUUUCCUGAUCUGUUACAAGUACUUAAUCUUCAAACAUCAAUGACUACUACUAGAGGUUUAAAAUUACCUCCAAAUGUUAAAACAUUAAUACUUGCAGGAAAUGGAGUUAAUAGUAUUAAUCCUUUAAAAUUAUCUAAUUCAAUUGAAGUAUUAUAUUUAAAUGAUAAUAAUAUUAAGACUUUAAAUAAAGUAAUAUUUCCUAAUGCAUUAAGAGAAUUAUAUUUAGGAGAUAAUUUAUUAACAACAUUAAAAAAUGUUAAUUUCCCAUCAACAUUAGAAGUUUUAGAUUUGGAAAAUGACCCAGAUUCAGAAGAUCAUGAUAAACAUAUUACAACAUUAAAGGAUGUAAUAUUUCCACCUCAUUUAAAAGUUUUAAAAUUAGGUUAUCAUUCAAUUAAAGUAGUAGAAGGAAUUGAUUUACCUGAAAGUCUUACAUGUUUAAGUCUUUCUUAUAAUGAUCUUCGAGUUAUAAGAAAUGUCAAAUUUGGUAAUAAAUUAAAAUUAUUAGAUUUAAGUGGUAAUCCUGAUAUAUCAAGUUUAGAUAAUUUGGAUAUACCUGAUUCAGUAACUGAAUUAAGAAUUUCAGCUGAACAAAUAAGAAAUUUACCAGCUUAUAUUGUUGAAAGGGCUAAUAAAAAACAAUUAUUGAUUAAGAAAUCAGUUGUACAAAGUUGA
This is a messenger RNA of Scheffersomyces amazonensis, 1575 nucleotides long. RefSeq lists its product as uncharacterized. Bases 1 to 1575 code for a protein of 524 amino acids. Lineage: Eukaryota; Fungi; Ascomycota; Pichiomycetes; Serinales; Debaryomycetaceae. Gene Ontology annotation, molecular function: protein binding. The transcript has a single exon. The record is from RefSeq and is a predicted model, not a curated record.